UACACUAGCUAUUAAAUGGCUGAAUACAGUAUUGAACACUUUUGGGAUUUUUCUCAUUCCGCUGUACCUUUCUCUCUUCAGUCUCGCCUAGAAUACCUAGUGAAAUGGAAAGGAUGGGCACUGAAACACAGUACCUGGGAACCAGAAGAGAAUAUCCUGGAUGGCAGACUGAUCGCAGGAUUUGAACAGAAAGAGCGUGAGAGAGAACUCCACGGACCAAAGAAGCGGGGACCCAAACCCAAAAAUCUUCCUGCCAAGGCACGUGGCGCCCAAAAGAGAGAGACCCCCACCACUCGAGCGCCUCGCUCCACUUCUUCCUCCUCUCCUCGAGCCCCUUCAUCCUCCUUCCCCUCCGCCUCUCCAGCACCCUCCCCUAAACUCAACUCCCUAGCAGCGACACACAAGCUGAAGAAAGACAUUCGACGCUGCACUAGUAUGUUCCGCCGCCCCUUACCUCGCCCCGACCCCCUGGCCACUCCCGGAUCCUUCUCCGGCCCCAGUGGGUUCCCCUCACGGCCCCCCGUCUCCCCCUUCUCAGAGACCGUCCGCAUCCUCAAUCGUCGCGUCAAACCACGCGAGGUCAAACGGGGUCGCAUCAUCCUGAACCUCAAGGUCAUCGACAAACCAGGAAGUGGAGGCGGAGGAAGGGGCGGCGGGGGUAACCGGAGGGCGCCAUCCAGCUCCAUGUCCCUCCAAGGGGGUCGUCAGAACAUCCCCUCCCGAAAUAGGAUCAUAGGGAAGAGGAGUGGAGAGGCUCCGUACCGGCCCUUCCAGCCCAUGCUGGGGUUCCCCAUGUACGGGAAGCCGUUUGGUCUCCAGUGUGGUGGCCCCGGACCUCUACACCUUCCACACUCAGCCACAGGCUCCAGCACAGGGACCUCAGGGGCUAGGGACACCCAGCCACCCCCCUCUCCCUCCAGCUCCAGUGGAUCCACCACACCCGCCCAGAACCAUCCUACCCCUCCUGGACCCGCCACUGGGGCCUCUGGGUCGGCUCCCAACUUGAGCGCCCAGGCUUCGGCCUCCUCUGCCCAGUCUACCCCUAGCCACCCCCCAGAGCUCCAGAAGAACCAGAACGCUGAACAAGGACCAAACCCCCUCCUCCCCUCCCUCUCCUUUGCUUCCGGGUCCUCCUCUUCCUCCUUUGAUGAAGAGGAUGAUGCUGAUGCUCUGGACCUUUCCGCGCCUCAGGAGGGGAAGAGGAAGCUUCGCCGUCGGCGCCGGCAGAAACGCCAGCCGCCCUCCGUCAGUACCGCCUCCCCGCCUCACCCCCCUGGCGCCUGCCCCUUGACCUCCAAUCCUCAGAGGGUCCCCGCCGAGGGCAACCCCGACUGGCACCCAGAGAUGGUGGCGAGCAGCGCCAACGUGGUCGUGACCGACGUCACCACCAACCUCCUCACCGUCACUAUCAAAGAGUUCCCCUCCCCCUCAUCCCGCCCCUCCUCCCCCCAACCAAUACUCCCAGAAAAUACCACCUCCUCACCCCCCCCACCACCACCCCCACUGAAGAACCCCCCACAAUCCAAGCCAUAGGAAGAGAUUAAAGAAGUGGAGAUGAAUGAAUUAGCCUGGCUCCCUGAUCUGUUUGUGCUGUCUUGGCCAACUCCUGUGGUCAUUGUCUGGGACCAGGCUAGGGAGUAAUGCUAUUUUAACACAGAAGGUUAAAAAAAAAACUUCCAAUAAUAAUGAAAUUCAGGCCAUUGAAUAUUGAAGAAGAGCGUUAUUUUUUUGAACAGAACUAUAAAAAGCUAACAGCAGGGCGUGCAAUAUACAUCUAUAAUAAUGCUGAUUUGUCUAUCUUUAUGCAGCAUGAUUUCUCUUCUGAGGAUCAAUAAAGUUUAUUCAAUUCAUGUCCACUUUCACAACCUUGACUGUUUGGAGGCUGGUAAUAGAAACCUUCAGUCAUAAUAACGUUCAAAUCAAUUCAAUCUUUAUUGUAGGGAAAUUCAUACAACCAAUAACAGUGUUUGUUAUUUGUUCAUAUUUAUACCCAUUUUUCCCAUUGGAAGUCCAACUCUAAGGUUUAAAUGAGGUGCUGAAAUGACGUUGCACUUGCUUUGUUGGGCUUCGGCAAUACUGCAUUUCUACAUUGAGAUAUUUAGCAACGCACUUGACUCCAUUAGUGACAACAACCGUAUUCUGUAUCAUUUCCGUAUCCAAUAUCCACAUGUGAAUUACAAGCCCUUCUUUUUUUCCUCUCUCUCUCGAAUGCACAGGCCUAUAUAAGUAUAUAUUUAUAUGCACGCACAAUGUUAAUUCAGCUGCAAAAAGAAUACAAAUAAGCGGUGAAAGCGUAGAAAGUUAAGUUAUUGCUUUUCUUAUUGCCAUGUUCCAACGCCUGCCUUUAACUCGCUGUCGCCUUCAAGAUUCCGGAAUGUUCAGUAUUCCUGGAACCUCAGUCAAGACUCUAAACUGACUCUCUAAUUAUUUAAGCCGUGGACUGCAUGGAGUGGGAUUAAUGAUGAUGUAGUAUGUAACCUAUCCACCGUGAACACGUCUGUUUGUACCUACCAGAUAUUCUCUGCAUCAUGUCUGUACCUACCUACCAGAUAUUCUCUGUGGAAUAACCUGUAGUCCAAACCUCUCAAUGGCCUUCUGAACCAGUUUGUGUUGGCGUUCUGAUAUCCUGGUCCCAGAUCUGACCAUCUUCUGGUGCUGCCCCUGUUUCUAUAGGGCCCCCCUCUCUCUGUCUCUGUCUCUCUCUCUCUCUGUCUGGUGUAUUUGUACAAUAUUAUUACAAUAUUUAAAAGCAUGUGUUGCCUUAUAGCUGCUCAGUUCCAACUCCACUGCAUCUCGUCCGUAUACUGUAUUAGAUGGCUGCACCAAUUUGUAAGUCGCUCUGGAUAAGAGCGUCUGCUAAAUGACGUA
Salmo salar (Atlantic salmon) is the source of this 2868-nucleotide messenger RNA. RefSeq names its product chromobox protein homolog 6. Gene Ontology annotation, biological process: negative regulation of transcription by RNA polymerase II. Gene Ontology annotation, cellular component: PRC1 complex; chromatin. The record is from RefSeq and is a predicted model, not a curated record. Gene Ontology annotation, molecular function: chromatin binding. Lineage: Eukaryota; Metazoa; Chordata; Actinopteri; Salmoniformes; Salmonidae.